AUGAGUAAGGUGGACGUACAGCUCGCUGAUGUUAGCAUCAGCCCAGUGCAGUACCAGGCCCAGCUGUUGGCAGCCCUGCAAAUGCGGGACUUGGACAAGUUCACACAGCUACUUGAUCAUUGUAGGGUGGAUGCUUUUAGUUCUGUUCUGGAAUCAGCAUGCAGAGAAGCGGACUGCGCACAGUUUGUUCAACAGUUACUGCAGCAUGGAGCAGACCCCAACAUAUUGAACCCUGUGCUCUUACAAACUCCUCUUCAUAUCACAGCUGAGCUGGGGUGCUAUGAAACACUUCAAGUGCUGCUAUGUGAUGAUAAAAUAAAUGUGGAUGCUUUAGAUUGGCUUGGCAACACUGCUCUUCACUACGCUGCUCAGAACAAAGACCAGGACACUGUUCUGGCCCUGUUGGAACACGGCUCAUAUAUCGGGUCAAGAAACCAUGCAGGGGACAUGCCAGUCUCUGACAUCGAACCAGAGACUCUAGAAAAAUUCUUAAACACACGCUUGAAGAUGCCAAAUGAUGAGUCACUGUUGUUCAAGUAUGACUUUCUUGUCCCACCAGUAGCCCUUGACUCUGCUUUGCUGAAAAACAAGUUGUCUGAUGAGAAAGACAAUGUGAUAAAGAAAUUAAGCAGUCCAAGUCCAGAAAUGGACCCCAUAGUUCAGAUCAGCCUCUCAUCUAAACAACAACACCUGCUUCUUCAUCCGAUAAUAUCAAGUUUUGUACAUCUCAAAUGGCAACAUGUACAAAAAUUCUAUUACUAUAAUCUUGCAUUUUAUGUUUUCUUUGUGUUGCUUGUGACCUUUAUCAUACUUCACCACCACAUAACUGCCAUUGAUGAACACAGGAAAUCCUGCUGGUUGAACCUGUCAGCUGUCUGUUUCUUCAAGAUUAUUAUGAUCACUCUGCUGGCCAUUUGCUGUUUCUGUCUGAUUUUCAAGCUUUUGUUUCAAGUUUGCAUAUCUCCAGUACAGUAUCUCCACAAGUGGAGUACCUACCCACAGUUGGUUCUGACGCUGUUGACGAUCAAUGUCUUAUUCAUUGAUUCGGGUACUGGAGAUAGUGCAGUGACGGUGAUCACGCUGUUCCUAGCGUGGACCCGGUUACUUCUUUUAACAGGAGAACAUCCAGCCAUAUCCAUAUGUUUCCACAUGUUCCAGAAAAUCUCCUGUACAUUUCUGAAGCAUCUGGCUUGGUAUUCUCUCUUGAUUAUAGCUUUUUCUCUCAGUUUCUAUGCCCUGUUUCAUGACAGCAAGGCAUAUAUUGCAGAGAAAAAUGUCUCGAGCAAACUAUUUCACAAUCCACUGAUCUCUUUCUUCACAACUGUCAGCAUGUUUGUGGGGGGAUUUGAAACUAAGUUCCUUCCAUUUGAAACAGCUUCUGGGACAAGUCAUAUAAUUUUCAUAAUGUUCAUGUUCUUCCUAACUCUUGUUCUUCUGAACAUGUUCACUGGCUUGGCUGUUAGCCACGUUCAGAAUGUUCAAAGUAAAUCAGAGCUUGUACGUCUGACAGCAGAGGUGAAUGCAGUAUUUGACAUUGAAAAGCUGGUGCUGGGGAAUCCCGUGUGUAUCCAUAUGUGGAUGAGACGGCUCAACCUAAGCCAUAAUGCAGUGAUUGUGGGGAUUUUUAAGUCCUUUGUAUACCUGUGGCUGUCAUUCAGCUGGUUGCAGUGUUUCAGGAACAUUCAUCACAGUGUCUUACUUUUCCCUGACUCAAGCUUUGACUAUGCAAAUAUUGUGUAUCCAUUUGGAAACAGUGUGAAUGUGACUUGGAAUUACAGGCUGGACCACAAAGUUCUUCUGCAGGCAGCCAACAUUGUGCAAAAGAAAAAUGAUGAAGCAAGGCAGCAGUUAGAUUGCUGGGCAGUGUUUGAAUCUUAUGAGGAACGCUUGAAUAAUAUUGAGGCAUCCCAAUUGAGGUGUGAGGCCCUACAGCAAGAAAUUCUGCAGCUUCUGCGUUUAAGAUAG
Messenger RNA from Zootermopsis nevadensis, 1965 nucleotides. NCBI's taxonomy places the organism in Eukaryota, Metazoa, Arthropoda, Insecta, Blattodea, Termopsidae. The record is from RefSeq and is a predicted model, not a curated record.